Vigna angularis (adzuki bean) is the source of this 1486-nucleotide messenger RNA. RefSeq names its product transcription factor TCP7. Bases 202 to 951 code for a protein of 249 amino acids. Gene Ontology annotation, molecular function: DNA-binding transcription factor activity; sequence-specific DNA binding. Gene Ontology annotation, cellular component: nucleus. The record is from RefSeq and is a predicted model, not a curated record. NCBI's taxonomy places the organism in Eukaryota, Viridiplantae, Streptophyta, Magnoliopsida, Fabales, Fabaceae. Gene Ontology annotation, biological process: regulation of circadian rhythm. The transcript has a single exon.
AGAAGAGUUUGGGGUGUGGGGCCCAGUACCCAUGUGCCUCUCUUCAGUCUCCACCACCUCCUGUUUCUGGCUCAAUCAUUACUCUCUCCUUCAAUUCACUUCGCUUCAGUUCUCAACGUCAAACCCAAACCAAAACCCCUUAUUCUUAUUCUUCUUCUCUCGCGCCGCAACCAAACACGCCCUAAUCCAAUUCCAACCAUCAUGUCCAACUCUGACGGACCCACCAACGGCGUCACCACUAACGACGCAAACGCAGUCGUCGACUCGCACCAGAGAAGCGCCACCACCGCCGCCGCCACCACCACCACCCAGGGAACGGCGCUGGCCGUUAAGAAACCUCCGUCCAAGGACCGUCACAGCAAAGUCGACGGCCGUGGACGGCGCAUUCGCAUGCCGAUCAUAUGCGCGGCUCGCGUGUUCCAGCUCACGCGUGAGUUAGGCCACAAGUCCGACGGCCAGACCAUCGAGUGGCUCCUCCGCCAGGCAGAGCCCUCCAUCAUCGCUGCCACCGGCACCGGCACCACACCGGCCACUUUCUCCACCGUCUCCGAUCACAAGCCGCUCCUCCCUCCCCCCACGCCUUUCAUUCUCGGCAAGCGCAUUCGCCCCGACGACACCGACGCCGUGUCCAAGGACGAGGCCGUUUCGCUCGUCGCGCCGCCCACGCCGCCCGCGCUCUGGGCGCUCCCGCCGCGUCCUGACUUCAGCCAGGUCUGGAGCUUCGCGGCCGCGGCUGCAGCCGCGGCGCCUCCGGAACUCGUUUCGGUCUCGUCGCAGAACUCCUUGUUCCACCACCACCAACACCAGCACCAUCACCAGCAACAACAGGCAGCCAUGGGAGAAGCCUCAGCGGCGAGGCUCGGAACUUACCUCCCCGGCCACCUCAAUUUGCUCGCCUCGUUGUCCGGCGGCCAUGGAAAUUCCGGCCGGCGAGACGAGGAGCCUCGUUGAAUUGUGAAAUUUGUGAUUGAUUCAGUUAUGUUCUUCGUAAUUCGUAUAUAGAAUAAUAUAUGUAUUACGCAUGCGUGCGUGUGUUUGAGUUUGUCUGUGGCUCUGUGACUUUGUUCGUGUUGAUGGUGCUGUUGCUGUUGUGUGGAAUGUUGUGGAGAAGAGGAGAUUUUUACUUCUUAGUGCAAUUUUAGGGUUAGGAUUUUCUAAUUUUUGGUAGUUUUUGAGGGGAGAAGUCCAUGAAUUGAGGAAUUCAAUUGGAUUAGGGUUUUCCUAGUUUGGAAAACUGAUUUAGGUUACCCGUUAGGAGAUGAUGAAUUUGUUUAGACCAUUGCUCUGCAAGGAGAGAAAGAGAUUAUGAUGUUUAUUAUGAGAUGAUGAAUAACUAGGGAUUGAGGCUGGAAGUGGUUUUCAGAACCUUGAUCGAUUCGGUAUGCAGAUGCAGAUGCAAAUGCUGAUGCAGAUGCAAGUGUAAUGAAGUGAAAAUUAAUUUAAUCAUGUUACUAUUGUGGAAAAUGUCACAUACACAGUUCUUGUU